AUGUCACAAUCCCUUAUAAUCUUCGAACCUUCGGGAAAGGUCAUCUACCAAUUCAACAACAAGAUCUCGCCCUUUAAUGACUUCAUUUACUCCCUCGUCAACCAAACAUGCACAGAACUCGAUAGUGCCUUCUCCACGGCCGCUGUUGCCCAAAAAAGAUUUUACUGUCUUCAAAAUGACACAUUGUAUGCUGCAUUGUACUUCGAUGUGGUCUCGACGCUAGAUAGUGAGAAGGUGCGGCUGUGUCUUGACGGAGUUCUCAAAACGUAUUCCAAGUUAUGUGAAGAUGACCAUGCAAAGAUGGCGAAGUUGAUAGAGUUCCAAUUCCAGACUUUGGUCCAGCUUCGACUUACACUUACAGAUGCGGAAGGUUCGGGCGAGAGGCCAGUUUCAAAAGCGUCGACUCCAGUGCCAAAUCUGGGAACAUCUACACCUGUGAAGGGAAAGAAAUCUACACCUUCGAAGAAAAUGCGUAAGUGGGUCAACGGUGAACUUGUAGACGCAGUCGAUGAUGGUGCUCUUGACUACUCUAAUGCUGCAGAUCUGCUGUCUGCAGCUGAGGGAACUGGGGCUGCCAAGGUUCAACUUAACCAAGCUGCAUUCGAGAAACAAGACAAUUUGGUCCUUCUAAGAGAAUUGAACGAUGUCUUGGGCGAUGCUGAGGAUGACGAGGACGAUGAAGGUGAUAAAGAUGGCUCCGCCUCCGGGGUAACUUCCGGCUUCUUCUCCAAGAUCUCGUCUUACUUUGGCGCCUCUGUAGACAUCAACGAGGUGUCAAAGAAGUUUAUCGAACAACUCAUCUCUAAGAACAUUGCGCCUGCUACUGCCGCUGCCAUCAUUGAAAAAAUCAAGGCCCGUCUCUCGUCUAAAACCGUCACUGUUCCCGUUUUUAAACAGGCCCUCACAGAUGAACUCACUAAGAUCUUGACUCCUAAUGUAUCUACAGACUUGCUUCAUGACAUCAAAAAACGUCCACUGGGUAGGCCUUAUGUCAUCUCUGUUGUUGGUGUUAACGGUGUGGGUAAGUCAACAAAUUUGGCCAAGCUCGCUUACUGGUUCCUCCAGAACAACAUGAGUGUGCUUAUCUGCGCCUGUGACACCUUCAGAUCUGGAGCUGUGGAGCAAUUGAAAGUUCAUGUCAACAGCUUGAAAAACCUUAAUUCUGGUUCUGCUCGCAUUGACCUUUUCGAGAAAGGUUAUGGUGGAGGUGACCACGUCGUCAAUACUGCCAAGCUGGCAAUUGCCUACGGAGCUGCUGAAAACUAUGACAUUGUAUUGAUUGAUACUGCUGGAAGAACUCAUUCGAACGCCAAGCUUAUGGCUCCUCUUAAGAAGUUUGGUGAUGCCGCUAAUCCCGAUAAGAUCAUUAUGGUGGGAGAGGCUCUUGUUGGAACUGACUCUGUAGAGCAAGCAACUAAUUUUGACAAUGCUUUUGGAAAUCGCAGAGGCCUUGAUUUCUUCAUUAUUUCGAAGGUCGAUACCGUGGGCGAUCUAGUUGGUGCAAUGAUCAACAUGGUCAUGGCCACUAAGGUACCAAUCCUUUUUGUUGGAACUGGCCAGACAUACACUGAUAUUAACAAAUUAAGUGUGAAGAGAGUUGUUGAUAUGCUUACGUCAUGA
This is a messenger RNA of Australozyma saopauloensis, 1620 nucleotides long. RefSeq names its product Signal recognition particle receptor subunit alpha (gene SRP101). Gene Ontology annotation, molecular function: signal recognition particle binding; GTP binding; ATP hydrolysis activity. Gene Ontology annotation, cellular component: endoplasmic reticulum membrane. NCBI's taxonomy places the organism in Eukaryota, Fungi, Ascomycota, Pichiomycetes, Serinales, Metschnikowiaceae. Gene Ontology annotation, biological process: SRP-dependent cotranslational protein targeting to membrane. The transcript has a single exon. The coding region runs from base 1 to 1620 and encodes 539 amino acids. The record is from RefSeq and is a predicted model, not a curated record.